UUAAAAAACAGAAGAAGAACCUGUCCCGAACUUCCUUUACGAGUUAGCUUCGUUUCUUGAAAAACAAGUGAGUUAAUUUAUAAACGAAACACAAACCUCAGUCUCUGUUAGUCAUCAAAACAGUGAAAGAAAACAAAGAAUGUCGAGCGAAGCAGAGGAAGCGGCACGUCGGCGUACAGCGAUCGCCGAUUACCGCAAGAAGCUACUGAAUCAUAAGGAGCUCGAAUCCCGAGUCCAUGCAGUGAGAGAGAAUUUGCGGGCUGCCAAGAAGGAAUUUGCCAAAACUGAAGAUGAUUUGAAGUCCCUUCAGAGUGUUGGACAGAUCAUUGGCGAAGUUCUCAGGCCUCUCGACAAUGAACGCUUGAUAGUUAAAGCAAGCAGUGGACCUAGGUAUGUGGUUGGUUGUCGUAGUAAAGUGGACAAAGAAAAACUAACAGCUGGAACCCGAGUUGUUCUUGAUAUGACUACUCUCACAAUCAUGCGAGCUCUUCCUCGUGAGGUUGAUCCAGUUGUAUAUAACAUGCUUCAUGAGGAUCCUGGUAAUGUUAGCUACUCUGCUGUGGGAGGGCUCUCAGAUCAGAUUCGAGAAUUAAGAGAAUCUAUAGAACUGCCUCUCAUGAAUCCAGAGCUCUUCUUGAGGGUGGGAAUCAAGCCUCCCAAGGGUGUGCUUCUUUAUGGACCUCCUGGAACAGGAAAGACAUUAUUAGCCAGAGCAAUAGCUAGCAACAUUGAUGCCAACUUUUUGAAGGUUGUGUCGAGUGCCAUAAUUGAUAAAUAUAUUGGUGAAAGUGCUAGAUUGAUUAGAGAGAUGUUUGGGUAUGCACGGGAUCAUCAACCAUGUAUUAUAUUUAUGGAUGAAAUUGAUGCCAUUGGUGGACGCCGUUUCAGUGAGGGAACAAGUGCUGACCGUGAAAUCCAAAGAACACUCAUGGAGUUGCUUAAUCAGCUGGAUGGAUUUGACCAGCUAGGGAAGGUUAAAAUGAUUAUGGCAACUAACAGACCUGAUGUUCUGGACCCUGCACUUCUUCGACCGGGCCGUCUAGACAGGAAGAUAGAAAUUCCAUUGCCAAAUGAGCAGUCAAGAAUGGAAAUCCUCAAAAUCCAUGCUGCUGGAAUUGCCAAACAUGGAGAUAUUGACUAUGAAGCAGUUGUAAAGCUUGCUGAGGGUUUUAAUGGUGCUGAUCUUAGAAAUGUUUGUACUGAAGCUGGGAUGUCUGCAAUCCGUGCAGAACGUGAUUAUGUCAUCCAUGAGGAUUUCAUGAAGGCUGUCAGGAAACUAAAUGAGGCUAAGAAGCUUGAAUCUAGUGCUCACUACAAUGCUGACUUUGGAAAGGAUUGAAACCCGGGCUUGAUUUUUUUUUGGUAACUUCUCAGGCUGCCCAGAAACUGAAUGAAAUGGAGUUCAGAUCUUGUACCAUUUGUUGUUCCUUUCAGGUGAAUUGCUGUAAGGAUAUUUCAGAAAAACAAUUGUUCGAGCAAGGAGAUAUUCCAUUCUAUUAUGGUUUUCAUUCUUGGCUCUUGGCAAGCAACAUUGUUCUUUGGGGUUUCUACUGUCACAUGACAAGUUGACCUUAAUGUUGCUAGUAAGCGAAUUGCUGCGUUUAUUCAAUCAAUUGCUUUCUGUUUUAAUUA
Molecule: messenger RNA, 1632 nt
Organism: Populus trichocarpa (black cottonwood)
Lineage: Eukaryota; Viridiplantae; Streptophyta; Magnoliopsida; Malpighiales; Salicaceae
Product: 26S proteasome regulatory subunit S10B homolog B
Exons: 10
Coding region: 140-1339 (399 amino acids)
Biological process (GO): positive regulation of RNA polymerase II transcription preinitiation complex assembly
Cellular component (GO): cytosolic proteasome complex; proteasome regulatory particle, base subcomplex
Molecular function (GO): ATP hydrolysis activity; proteasome-activating activity; ATP binding
Source: RefSeq, a predicted model, not a curated record